GAGCUGGGAUGGGAGGUGGCAACGACGAGCGUGAACAGACCCUGAAUCAGAUCUUGACUGAGUCCUGGCUGCAAGCCAGCUUAAAGUUUGAGUGCAACAGUGGUGUCAUUGUUGUCGCGGCCACAAACAGAUCUGACAUUCUGGACAAUGCAUUGCUGCGUCCAGGACGUUUCGAUCGACGCGUAACCGUGGGCCUGCCUGAUGUCAAGGGACGUCAGCAGAUUCUGAACGUGCACAUUCGCAACAAAAAGCUGGAAGAGGAGAUCACGCUGACAGAUAUCGCAAAGCGGACUGCAGGCUUCAGUGGAGCUGACCUGGAGAAUCUGAUGAACGAGUCAGCGAUUCUGGCGGCGCGCCGCAGCAAGAAGGCCAUAUCCAUGGAUGAGAUCAACGAUGCGACUGACCGUGUGAUUGCAG
Molecule: messenger RNA, 417 nt
Organism: Symbiodinium pilosum
Lineage: Eukaryota; Dinophyceae; Suessiales; Symbiodiniaceae
Source: the annotation of a GenBank genome assembly